CUCUAACUUUUAUCGUGUUAUAAAAUAUUACAUAAAUAGGUACUUACUGGCUAUAGAUAAAUUGCUGAAAAUUACAUGUACUAUUUGACAUUAAGUUGUCAAUUAUCGGCAAAUAUUGCUCCUCAAAAUACUUUAGAUAUUGUUCUGUAAGUUCUGUUUACCAUAUAAUAACUUGAAAUCAACAUGGUUGCACAGGGGACUAUAAAAACUGCUUAUAAAAACGUGAGACCUUUGAUGUCAAGAGAUUUCUGCGAGGCUCGCCGAAAGGUUCUUGGCCUCUAUAGGGCAUUUUAUCGCUACAUUCCAUAUAUAGUUAAAUAUUACGAUAUUCCUAAGAGUGAGGAAGAUUGCCGCUGGAAGAUUAGGGAAUAUUUUUAUAAAAAUGCUUGGGUAGCAGACGUUCGCGUCACUGAUUUGCUGGUGAUUAAGGGUUAUAUGGAGUUGAAGGAAAUAACACAUCUAUGGCAACAGAAAGGACACGUCAUUGCUCAUUGGAAACCUACUGCCGAACCGAAACCCUAUGAUUUCCUCGGCAAGUUUUUUGCGGGCACUGACUAAUCAACAGGAAGGAACAAUAGAACCUACCAAAUAUUUAAUAACAAAAUUGUAAUGAAAGUUCAAUGAAUGAUACCAAACAUAGCUUUUCGUAUUUUGAUAUUGUUUUAGAUAUACGUUUAGAUCGGUUAAUUAUAAUUAUAAAAAAGUUA
This is a messenger RNA of Achroia grisella, 707 nucleotides long. RefSeq names its product NADH dehydrogenase [ubiquinone] 1 alpha subcomplex subunit 6-like. The transcript has 3 exons. Gene Ontology annotation, biological process: response to oxidative stress. Bases 184 to 558 code for a protein of 124 amino acids. NCBI's taxonomy places the organism in Eukaryota, Metazoa, Arthropoda, Insecta, Lepidoptera, Pyralidae. The record is from RefSeq and is a predicted model, not a curated record.